Molecule: messenger RNA, 4996 nt
Organism: Ictalurus furcatus (blue catfish)
Lineage: Eukaryota; Metazoa; Chordata; Actinopteri; Siluriformes; Ictaluridae
Gene: tmem204
Product: transmembrane protein 204
Exons: 3
Coding region: 2694-3353 (219 amino acids)
Source: RefSeq, a predicted model, not a curated record
UUGAAAUCCAGAAAAGAAUUCUGAAAAAAGAAAAUUCUGGAAAAGAAAUCUUUUCCAGCACUGAUGAGAUUCAUUUGGACUUUGUUGGUCAUUUAUCCAUCUUAUUAACACCACAAUAAAUAAACAAAGAAAACGGAGCUGUAGAAUGAUACUGCUUGGGUUUGCCAGGUGGGACAGAGAGAAAUAGUGGAAACACAGGUUUUUAGAGAUGCAUUUUACACAACCCAGGUAGAGUCAUGCAUUCUUCUUAGUAGCAACUCUACACCAAUCCCUAUCUCAGGGAUUUUUCCUCAUAAGAUGUUUUGGUUGCACAAUGUGGAACAAAAUGUCAGCAGAUAAACCAUAUGACCAAACGUUUGUGGACACCUGAACAUCACACCAUUAUGUAUUUCUUGAAAAUCUUAUUCCAGAUUUAUUCCCCCUUUUAAGCUCUACUCUUCUGGGAAGGCUUUCCAAUGAAGGGAAAUUGUAAUGCUACAUCAUACAAAGACAUUCCAACUUUGUGGAAACAGCUUAGGGAAGAACCACAUAUGGCCAUUUAUCGUACCUCGUACAUUCAUCUAUUGUAAAAUAUACAACCUAAAUUUUCACUAGUCUCUACAAACCCAAGACAUAUUUCCCAUGACUCCCUAUGAACCAAAUACAUGAUGCAAUUGUUUCUUUCUUACAUUACGACUAGUCUAAUUUGGACACUGUAACACUGUCAAAUGUUUGGAGAAUGUUAGGGACUGGAAUACCUAGUGAGAUACAGCCCCCACUGAAACGAUUGGAAAAGCAAGGCUAACUCAUUUGUUUGUGCUAUACACCAAAAAUUAAAAGAUGGAGAUGAAACGAGAGUUUAGGAUUUCAGCUUCUAUUUCCUGGUAUUUACUAGAUGUGUUAAACAACAUAAAACACAGAACAUUAGAAACCUGCUGCUUUCCUUGGCCGACCUAGUCAGUAUCUGUUGCUCAGUACACCAGUGCUUUCUUUCUUUUUCAGGACAUUCCAGAUUGUUUUCUUGGCAAUUGUUGUGUUGUGUUUGUGCAAUGCUUCUGAUUGAUUUUCCCUCUUUUCUCACCUUCAAAAUGGCUUGCUUUUCUCCUACAGACAGCUCUCUGAUCUCCAUGUUGGUUUAUCCUUUUUAACAACAAAUUCAAUCUCGACAGGUGAAACUGAAGGCUCAAACCAAGAGUAGAUGUUCAGAGCUAUUUAUUAUUUAAGCAAUCAAUCUAACAGGACACACCUGGGUAACAAGAAACACCUGUCAGUCACAUCUUCCAAUAUUUUUGCUCGCCUACAAAUCGGGUGAUCUGAUACAAAAUGUGCUAUGUUCUAUGUCAUUCAACACCUACUUAUAAAUACCAGGAAAUAAAAGCUGAAAUUCUAAACUCUCUCUUCAGUCUACGUACAGCAAAAACAAAUGAUCUGGUUGAUUGUUGUUCCAAUAGUUUCGGAGGGGAUUGUAGCUUUGAGCCUAGACCAUGUUAGACUUUGAUUAUUCUUUGAGUUAUGUUACAUUCAAGCCAUCUUGAUGGAGAGCAAUGACAAUCUUCACAUUGCUCUCCAUUUAUUUCUCUCGCUUCUCAUAUCACUAAUACUUUCUCUGACCCCAAAUUCCACACCCAUCUGGUCUUUAUUUAUCCCCCUUGCUCGCUCUCUCUCUCUCUCUCUCUCUCUCUCUUUUAGUAGAUACAGAUGUGGGCUGUUUAUUAAAGUUAGGCAACAGGAAAUUCCCAGAAUCUUUAGGGGCCCUGAGCUGGAGCAGGAAGAAAAGUGUGCAGAACAUUUAGGGGUAAAAAGUGUCCAAAUACAACAUACUGUACUGCACACCAACUCAACCCUCAACCUUAUAUUAACAUAGAGAGAGAGAGAGAGAGAGAGAGAGAGAGAGACAGAUAGAAGGGGUGUUGUGUUCUUUACUGUGUCUGUUUCCCUCUCAGGAAACGCAUCCUGUUGCUGGAGUUACAUAUUUGUCACAGAGACAGAGAGAGAAAGAGAAAGAGAGGGAGAGAGAGAGAGAGAGAGAGAAAGAGACACUUGGUGACAGAUAAACUGAGGUGCAUUCAUAUUUCAAGUAACAGAACAGGAAGAGAGAACAAGAGAGAGAGCGAAAGAGGGGGAGAGAGAGAGAGAGAGAGAGCCUGUCCUGUCUCUCUGGGAAACAGAGAGGAAAAGAAAAAAAACGCCCCCAACCCCUCCAGCAAGCCCCAACACACAGCUGUACAAGCACAGAGAGAGAUCUAACCACGGAGAGAGAGAUCUGAACAUGGAGAGAGAGAUCUGAACACAGAGAAGGAGAGAUCUGUAUACGGAGAAAGAAAGUGAUCAGAUCACAAAGAAGGAGAGAUCUGAACAAGGAGAGAGAGAGAGAGAGAGAGAGAGAUCUGAUCACAGAAAGCAAUCCAUAGCUGUGCGCAAAUGCAGUUAAAGAGAAUCUGGGAGUGGAGGUUUUAAACCGGAGACAGACGCGUGAUCUUGUGUAUUUGUGUGUGUGAUGGCUGUGAAGCUGAUCGGGAGGAGCGCGAGUGCGUGUGAUGCCCCGGAGAGCGAGGAGGAAGGCUGAGGAUUCCUGAAACUCCUAAAACCCCCCGAAUCACAGACACACACUCUAAUCAUAAUGAGCGGAGAUGUUCUCUAGCUGAGCACUUUUACAGCGUACGAGUCUCCGUUUCACUCCGUGCACGUGUGUGUGUGUGUGUGUGUUGGAGCGCAUGGCCGCGGGCAGGCUGGUGCUGGUGGCCGUUGCCGUGGCGCUGGUGUCACUGGUGCUGAACGUGGUGGCGGCACUGGGCUCAGGCUGGGCUCUGCAGGCGCUGGAGGAUGGCCGCAAACGCAGCGUGGGGCUCUGGAAGGUGUGUACACAGGAUACACAAACGCCGCCACACACACUCGCCACCACCGCACCGUGCCAGAGCCUCGGCUGGGGAGCCGACCUCGCGGGAUACCAGGAGUCACGCAACACCGUCAAACUUCAGUUCGACAUGAUGCGAGCGUGUAACCUGAUGGCGACGGUGUCUCUCACGGUGGGCCAGCUCAUCUUCCUGCUGGGGACUCUGAAGAUAAACUGCAUUACCCAGGAUUCCCCUUGGUGGGAGGAGGCCAUCGCUGCCCUUUUUCAGCUGGCCAGUUUCGUGCUGGUGAUCGGCCUGGUGUCGUUCUACAGGAUCGGGCCGUACACACACCUGUCGUACUCGUGCUACAUGAACAUUGCUGCGUGUCUGUUGGCCACGCUGGCCGCCGCCAUGCUGAUCUGGAACAUUCUGCAUCGCCGUGACGACUGCACGGAACCGCCCGUCAUCGUCAUCAGCCGAUCACUCGCCAUGAACUUCACACCACGCAUGGACAAUGAAUACGUGGAGUCACCGUGCUGACACACGAGCGAGAGGACUUCAAAGACAAUGUGGAGCUCUUGAGACUGACCCCCCCCCCCCCCCACACACACACACACACACACCUGCUUGAAUUUAAAACUUUUAAAAAGAUACAAGACAUAUUACUAGCUAACAUUAUUUAUCCCACAGCGCAGCUGAGUUCUGGAUUCUGAUUGGUGAGAAGGUGCUGAUUAAUUCUCUAUAACAGCAGCUCGAACACAUCGGAGGUUUAUAUUAAUGCGCUCGGCCUAAUGCGCUAUUGUUGCUAUAGCAACAGCAUCUUGAUAUACAGGGACGUGUACAGCGGACGCUCCACAUAAACAGAUUUAAAAUCGUUGUUAUGGUGAAGUUUACUUCCAAAGUUAUUCCCGGGUAUGGAAAUGUUUCUGUAACAUGUAAGGAAGGAGUCUCCAGUGUCAGAAGUUUUGUGACAGUCAGAGGUAAAGCUGUAACUUUAAGUUUUCCCACAUCCUCAGGACAGAGGAGUUCUAAAGUACACUUCUAAAGAGAGAGAAUAAAGAGAGAGAAUAAAGAGAGGGCCGGUGAGGGAACGACUGUUUACAGCUGCUAUAACGCAAAUGAGAACAGGAACAUUACAUGUAACUAUAAACGGGUAAAAACUCUAAUAAAACACUUGGAUGUUCUGUUAUAGGAAAAUAAAGUACUCUGGGGUGGUAAGAGUAACUUUGCUUCAUCACAACACACCGUCACUCACACACUCACACACACACACACACACACAGUGUUUAUUACUUACAUAACUUAUGCAGUAUAUAAUAUUUAUAAAUUAUAACGAUUUUGGAUAGUAACAGUUCUUACCAGAGGACAAUGUAGAACACAAAUCACACAAAUGUGGCCUUCUAGUGUGAGCAGAGGCUAAAACAUAUCAAGCAGGCAGACACACACACACACACACAAAUCAGGAGGACCUUGCUCAUGACGUGGAACCGUCGCUGGAGUCGUUCUUGAGAAAACACCAUGUGGACUGAACUGAACUCUGGAGAGACUCUGAUCUUAUCCUGAAUGCUAGCUGAGCUUCUUCACAGAUAUACUGUAUAUCAACACUGCUUCUCUCUCUCUCUCUCUCUCUCUCUCUCUCUCACACACACACACACACACACAGCACCAGGACAGCUGAAGUGACCGCAUUACACUGUAUAACUUGAUCACAAAUCAAGCUGGAUCUUGACUUUAAUCUUAUCUCUACACUCACACAGUGUUUAUACACACACACACACACACACACACACACACACACAGUACUGUGUGUAGACAAUAAUUCAGAUUUAGGAAGGAAUUUAUCAUUUAUAAUUUGGUACCAAAAAGAGUGUGUGAAGUCAGUGGUGUGGUUUCUAACACUUCCUUGUCCACUGUAGGAGAUCACUAACAGAGUGUAGAUCUUUACAGAAGGUCAGUAAUGUAGAGGCAGAGAGGGAGGGAGGCGUCUCAUCACUAGUCGGCUUAUGGUACCUGUAUUUAACUCUAUAGAGUUGUGUUGAGUAUAUUAUAGAAUUUUAAUCAAGAUAAUAUCACAUGUAUACACCGGCACUCUAUACGCCCAGUCACCUUUAGCCUGAUCAGGACUAAAUACUCCUUAGUAAUGACACAGUAUUAAAAUAAUAAUAAUAAUAAUAAUAAUAAUA